CACAGCAACUUCUGUAACUAAAGCAAAACAAUGGGACUGCAUAGUCGAUUUGUAGUAGUACUGCUUUUAUUUGGUUGGGUUUGUAAUGCUUGGUCUCCAUUGAAAAUGAGCCCAGAGGUUACUCCAUAUCCUGUGUCUGCAAAGUCAAAUGUAGAAGCAAAGACUGCAAUGGCUGCUGUCUCUAAGGCACAGACACAGUUGGGGCAAUCUGUAGCAGCUGCCAUCUCCCAGGUGCAGGCAGCGCUGGGGCAGGUGCGGCCAAUGGCGGCUACGACCCCCCUGAGCAAGUUGUCUUUUGGGUUCGUACGCCCGGUAGCAGCUUCUGUCCCCCUGGGCCAAGCACAAUUUGGGCAGAUAAAACCAGCAGCAGCCACUGGCUCCCAGGGCCAGCUACAACUUGGCCAGGUGGGGCCAGCAUUGGCCACAGUCCCCGCAGCACUGGCGACGUUGGGGCUGGUGGGGCCAGCGGUGGCCGCAGUGCCCGCACCACUGGCGACGUUGGGUCCAGCAUUGGCCACAGUCCCCGCACCACUGGCGACGUUGGGGCUGGUGGGACCAGCGGUGGCCGCAGAGCCCGCACCACUGGCGACGGUGGGACCAGCGGUGGCCGCAGUGCCCGCACCACUGGCGACGGUGGGACCAGCGGUGGCCGCAGUGCCCGCACCACUGGCGACGGUGGGGCCAGCGGUGGCCGCAGUGCCCGCACCACUGGCGACGGUGGGGCCAGCGGUGGCCGCAGUGCCCGCACCACUGGCGACGGUGGGCCCAGCGGUGGCCGCAGUGCCCGCACCACUGGCGACGGUGGGCCCAGCGGUGGCCGCAGUCCCCGCACCACUGGCGACGGUGGGGCAGGUGGGGCCAGCGGUGGCCACAGUCCCCCCGGCGCAGAUAAGUCCCAGUGCUAUCAAGGUAACAUGUAGUGAGAGCUCGGUUCUUGUGGAGAUGCAGAGAGACCAGCUAGGCAUUGGCCAGCUGAUCCAGUCUGCUGAUAUAACGUUGGGAGGCUGUGCACCAGUGGUACAGGAUGCUUCUGCUCAGGUUCUGAGGUUUGAGUCUGAGCUGCAGGAUUGUGGGAGCAAACUGAUGAUGACUGACAACUCCCUCGUCUACACCUUUACCCUGAUCUAUAUUCCUACUGGAAUUGGUGGCACGCCUAUUGUGCGCACUAAUGGUGCUGUGCUCAGUAUUGAGUGCCACUAUUUGAGGAAGCAGAAUGUGAGCAGUGACUCAUUGGUGCCAACCUGGGUUCCCUUCUCUACUACCAAGGUUGCUGAAGACAUCCUGGUCUUCUCACUUAAGCUCAUGACUGACGACUGGCAGCUUGACAGAACCUCAAAUGACUUCUCCCUGGGGGAUCUCCUCAACAUUGAAGCCUCUGUGACUGUGGCAAACCACCAUCCCCUUCGUGUGUUUGUGGACAGCUGUGUGGCCACCUCAACCCCUGAUGUGACUUCUGUCCCUAGAUAUGACUUGGUGGUAAAUCAUGGCUGCCUGAAUGAUAGCAAGCUGCCCGCCUCCAAUUCCCGCUUCCUACCCCAAAAGCAGGAUGACAAGCUGCAGAUGCAGUUGGAUGCCUUCAGGUUCUUGCAGGCCACUAGCAACUUGAUCUACAUUACCUGUCUUCUGAAAGCAACUGUAGCACCUGGGCCUACAGAUGAGACGCACAAGGCUUGUUCAUUCUCUGCUACCAGGUGGACAGCUGCAGAUGGUAAUGACCAGGUGUGUGGCUGCUGUGACACAGACUGCAUUCCCAGGAUAGCAAGAGAUCUGAUGACUCUAUGGUGGGAAAGUACAGCUAUUGUGGGCCCACUUUCUGUGGCUGAGAAGCCUCUGCUGCAUGGUGGUCAUCACCCCCCAGGAGCUGAGGUGUCUAAGGCAGAGGACCGAACUGCUCACUCUGGUGUUUCCCUGGAGGUCAUGGCUUUGGCUGGAGUGCUUGCUGCAGUUGCACUGGUGGUCAUUGGUGUUCUGGGGAUUGUGCUACGUUGGAAACGACUGUCCAACUGUUCUCAAGAAUAAAGCUCACUAACUAAUGGCUA
This is a messenger RNA of Paramormyrops kingsleyae, 2039 nucleotides long. RefSeq lists its product as uncharacterized. The record is from RefSeq and is a predicted model, not a curated record. Gene Ontology annotation, biological process: binding of sperm to zona pellucida; egg coat formation; positive regulation of acrosome reaction. Gene Ontology annotation, molecular function: acrosin binding. Gene Ontology annotation, cellular component: extracellular matrix. Lineage: Eukaryota; Metazoa; Chordata; Actinopteri; Osteoglossiformes; Mormyridae.